Trichogramma pretiosum is the source of this 2578-nucleotide messenger RNA. RefSeq names its product SHC-transforming protein 1 (gene Shc). Gene Ontology annotation, biological process: cell surface receptor protein tyrosine kinase signaling pathway; intracellular signal transduction. Gene Ontology annotation, molecular function: receptor tyrosine kinase binding. Bases 564 to 1889 code for a protein of 441 amino acids. The record is from RefSeq and is a predicted model, not a curated record. The transcript has 10 exons. Gene Ontology annotation, cellular component: plasma membrane. NCBI's taxonomy places the organism in Eukaryota, Metazoa, Arthropoda, Insecta, Hymenoptera, Trichogrammatidae.
CAGUGUGUACUACGCGUGUAAUAUCGCAGCGUGUAUAACGUGUAUAUUCUCUAUAUAGGCAGGAAGUAGUGCAUGCACAAGCGACGAUGUCGUACAUUUGUUGCACAAAAAAGGCCAAAUAAACAAAGUAAUGUACACACGGCGAGCAAUAGAACGUUGACUGCAAGUGCGUACACAUAUAUACGUGCUACGAGCUGCAGUGGAACAGUGGAGAAAUAAAUAAUCGACGAGUCUCGCGAGUGCAGUGAUCGCGCGCUCGCUCGAGAGCUCUGUUGCAGUGAGAGGUGCAUGCAUACAUGCAGCAGCGAAGAUAUCUAUUCCUUGCAAUUAAAUUGCUCGAAAGAGAGAAAGAGCAGCAGGCUCUGUUUGCUGUAUAUAUGCAAGAGAGCCGCGAGUAUAUAUUGGCAGUGUGACGCAUAUUCCUCGUCGUGUGCAAGAAAGCAGCAGCCUGCACUUUCGAUGAAGGCUUCGUGUCACCUUAAUACGGCCGAUUGCUGACGAACAUUGCGAUAAUUCCCCGGAUUUGAGGAAAUUUAUCCAAGCUCGGUAUUUCUAGGAAGAGCAUGGCAGAAGCUGGAGGCUUUAUUAACAAACCUCCAAGGGGUUGGUUGCAUCCAGAUCAUCUUGUAAGCAAAGAUGGUGUCUCAUAUGCUGUCAGGUAUAUUGGAUGCGUGGAAGUUCACUCAUCAAUGAAAAGCCUGGACUUUGAAACUCGGUCUAGUGUAGCCAAAGAAUGUAUCAACAGAGUGUGCGAGGCAGCCGGAUUAAAAUCGGCUGAUAAAAAAAGAAGGGUUCCCAGACAAGUUUUGAGAGCUAUUGCGGACAAGCCAGAUAUGAAACAUGCUGGAUCAAAUAUUAACUUAGCUAUAAACAGUGAAAGUUUAACUUUAACAAAUUUGGAAACUGGUCAAGUUAUAGCAAAACAUGAUAUGCCUAGGAUAUCCUUUGCUUCUGGAGGGGAUACAGAAAUUUUGGAUUUUGUAGCUUAUGUAGCAAAAGAUAAACAAGAGUGGAGGGCUUGUUAUGUAUUAGAAUGUGGAGGUGGUUUAGCUCAAGAUGUCAUCUCUACCAUAGGACAAGCAUUUGAGUUGCGAUUUAAAGAAUUUCUCACAAAACCAGCUACUUUACAGCCAGUAUUAAAUGGCACUCGGGAACCAGAUCGUGAUUAUUACAAUGAUUUACCUGGUAAAGUCCCACCAGAUAUAGGUCCACCACCAGUACCACCACUACCAGUGUGUUCUUCAACUCUUCCUAACAUGAAGCAUCAUACAAAUUCUAGUUUAAAUGCCGCAAGUAGUAGUGGUGCUCAAAACAAACCCCAGUCUAAUACAAUCGAAAGAGGAGGAAGGCAUACACAUCAGUGGCCUGAAACUGGAAAUCUGAUUGACUUGAGUUCAGAUGGCUUAUCAUCAAGUGUAGAUCCUGAACAUAAUUAUGUUAAUGAUACUGUAGUUGUGGAAAAUCGUAAUCGAAGAGAACCCUCUACUUUGUUUGAUGCUUUUGAUAUGCAACCAUUCAGCACAGCCAUUUCAGAAAUGAACAAAACAAAAAACCAUCCACUAAGUGAAAAACAGCAAUUAAAACAAGAAGCCUGGUAUCAUGGAGUUGUCAAUCGCGCGGAUGCUGAAGCCAUGUUGAAACGAGAUGGAGAUUUUUUAGUUCGCGAAUCACAAGGUACACCUGGUCAAUACGUUCUUACAGGAAUGAAUAAUGGGAUUCCAAAACAUUUAUUGCUGAUUGAUCCUGUUGGAAUUGUAAGAACGAAAGACCGAGUUUUCGAUAGUGUAAGCCACCUGGUCAAUCAUCAUUGUGAUAAUGCUCUUCCGAUCAUAUCUGCUGAUAGUGCCCUGGUUCUUAGGCAUGCUGUACCAAAACGAACAGCAUGUUAGAGUUUCCUUUUAACGAGUGUUUUAUUUGUAUAACGAAUUGACGUUGGACGAUUGAGCUAUCCAUGAAAUUAUUCUCCGACAAUCUUAUUUUUGUACAAUAUAUUUUAUAUAAUACGUAAGGUUUUAAAAUGUCUAAUUGUAAUAAACGAACUCUUAUCAAGUAAGCGUCGAAUCUAGCUGAUGAAAACGGACAAAUACUGUACAUUUUUCACAUCAGUUUGAAUCAACAUUUUAGAGAUAUCUUUAACGUAAAAAUAUACUUCGCAAUUUUAUAUUUUUAUACAUAAAAAGUCAUCUUUAUUUUAUUUCAAUAAUGUUUAUUAUGUAGCCUUUGACUAUGUUAUAAUUAAUUUCGUCAAUGUUGAAGCAUGAAAUCAAUAGUUAAACGGAGCAUUAAAAGUGCAUCCUCAUUAUUGUUGAUCGUUAUGUAGAAAAAUUUGUAGUCCUAUAAGAAUAACUAAUUUAACUUACAUUAAAACACAAAGAUUUAAAUUAAAAAAAAAAAUCAAAAUUAUCUCCACUGUUGAAAUAUACAUUAAAAUAUGUUCACAAUUUCAUUAAGAAAUUGUAAUUAGAUGUUUGCUGGAUGCUUUGCUUAUUAAAUUGUCGAUUGUGCGUGAUAUUGUCGAUUUGUAAAAAUAAAUAAAUUUUUAUAAAAUUUUAAAUCGUAAUAAAAUCUUUUAUUUGUA